AUGGCAGCAAAUAUGAAGGAAAAGUUCAGAAAGUAUUGGGGUACUCUAGAGAAAAUAAACAAAAUGAUCUUUAUUUUAUCUGUAUUGGAUCCCCGCAACAAACUUGAAUAUGUUUCUUUUGCAAUUGUGGACAUGUUUGGAAAAGAAAUUGGGGACAAGUUGUCCGAUUCAGUGAAGUCAUAUAUGAAAGCCUUGUUUGAGCAUUCUGUUAAGAAAUCAAAAAACUCUUCAUCUUCAUCCACUUCUUAUUCUGGGAAUUCUUCAUCCAUAAGUGGUUAUGAAAACUUUCAAAGAAGAGAAAUUAUGAGAACUAAACAACAAUUUGAGAAGCAUAAAGGAAUUAGUAGAGGUUCAAGCAAUAAAUUUGAGUUGGGAAAAUAUCUUACUGAAGAGAUUGAGCCAGAUUUAGAAUAA
Messenger RNA from Capsicum annuum, 414 nucleotides. RefSeq lists its product as uncharacterized. The transcript has a single exon. Lineage: Eukaryota; Viridiplantae; Streptophyta; Magnoliopsida; Solanales; Solanaceae. The coding region runs from base 1 to 414 and encodes 137 amino acids. Gene Ontology annotation, molecular function: DNA binding. The record is from RefSeq and is a predicted model, not a curated record.